Nomascus leucogenys (northern white-cheeked gibbon) is the source of this 1909-nucleotide messenger RNA. It is a transcript of the gene CLDN7, whose product is annotated as claudin 7. Gene Ontology annotation, cellular component: plasma membrane; bicellular tight junction. The transcript has 3 exons. Gene Ontology annotation, biological process: cell adhesion; bicellular tight junction assembly. Gene Ontology annotation, molecular function: structural molecule activity. NCBI's taxonomy places the organism in Eukaryota, Metazoa, Chordata, Mammalia, Primates, Hylobatidae. The record is from RefSeq and is a predicted model, not a curated record. The coding region runs from base 899 to 1336 and encodes 145 amino acids.
AAAAAAAAGGAGAGCAGCGGAUGGGGGCGAAAGCGGGGCCGGGGAGAGAGCACUUUGGACGGAACCCGGCGGGGAAAGGACGGCGCCGAGGCUGGUCAGGGGCGCCCCGCAGCGUCCCAGGCGCACCUGUUGGGAAGAAAGGAAGGGGCUUCCCCCCGGUGUUCGAGGGAAAUCCAGUCCGGAGGGGCUGACUCGGAGCUUGGGACUCCCGGGGAGCCACCGCCUCCUCCCCAGCGGCGGUCAAAACCGGGCAAGCGAAGGGGCGUGACCCUGGUGCUCAGGUUUCUUCCUCCUCACCUGGGCUAGGAGGGGUGGGGGCCACGACUUCCGGUUCAGGUGAGUGUCCCUUCGGUGACGUCAGGUCACCCUCGGCCGCCCCUCCGGUCCCGCCUCCCCCUCCCGCGCUCCCGGGGCCCGCGGGCCGCGCCCCCGACGCCCUACAUAUACUCAGGUGCGCCCCACCUGUCCGCCCGCACCUGCUGUCUCACCUCCGAGCCACCUCUGCUGCGCACCGCAGCCUCGGACCUACAGCCCAGGAUACUUUGGGACUUGCCGGCGCCCAGAACCGCGCCCAGACGGCCCCUCCACCUUUUGUUUGGCUAGGGUCGCCGAGAGCGCCCGGAGGGAACCGCCUGGCCUUUGGGGACCGCUUUUGUCUGGAACCACCCUCCCGGCGCGAUCCUAUUCCCUCUGCCGCGAGGCCAUCGCUUCACUGGAGGGGUCCAUUUGUGUGUAGUUUGGUGACAAGAUUUGCAUUCACCUGGCCCAAACCCUUUUUGUCUCUUUGGGUGACCGGAAAACCACCUCAAGUUUUCUUUUGUGGGGCUGCCCCUCAAGCGUCGUUUGUUUUACUGUAGGGUCUCCCGCCCGGCGUCCCCAGUGUUUUCUGAGGGCGGAAAUGGCCAAUUCGGGCCUGCAGUUGCUGGGCUUCUCCAUGGCCCUGCUGGGCUGGGUGGGUCUGGUGGCCUGCACCGCCAUCCCGCAGUGGCAGAUGAGCUCCUAUGCGGGUGACAACAUCAUCACGGCCCAGGCCAUGUACAAGGGGCUGUGGAUGGACUGCGUCACGCAGAGCACGGGGAUGAUGAGCUGCAAAAUGUACGACUCGGUGCUCGCCCUGUCCGCGGCCUUGCAGGCCACUCGAGCCCUAAUGGUGGUCUCCCUGGUGCUGGGCUUCCUGGCCAUGUUUGUGGCCACGAUGGGCAUGAAGUGCACGCGCUGUGGGGGAGACGACAAAGUGAAGAAGGCCCGUAUAGCCAUGGGUGGAGGCAUAAUUUUCAUCGUGGCAGGUAUGAGUUUGGCCCUGCCAUCUUUAUUGGCUGGGCAGGGUCUGCCCUAGUCAUCCUGGGAGGUGCACUGCUCUCCUGUUCCUGUCCUGGGAAUGAGAGCAAGGCUGGGUACCGUGCACCCCGCUCUUACCCUAAGUCCAACUCUUCCAAGGAGUAUGUGUGACCUGGGAUCUCCUUGCCCCAGCCUGACAGGCUAUGGGAGUGUCUAGAUGCCUGCAAGGGCCUGGGGCUGAGCUCAGCCUGUGGGCAGGGUGCCAGACAAAGGCCUCCUGGUCACUCUGUCCCUGCAUUCCAUGUAUAGUCCUCUUGGGUUGGGGGGGGCUGUUGGUGGGAGAGACAAAAAGAGGGAGAGGGUGCUUUUUGUACAGUAAUAAAAAAUAAGUUUUGGGAAGCAGGCUUUUUUCCCUUCAGGGCCUCUGCUUUCCUCCAGUCCGGAUCCUUGCAGGGAGCUUGGAACCUUAGUGCACCUACUUCAGUUCAGAACACUUAGCACCCCAGACUCCAUUGACAAUUGACUAAAAGAUGCAGGUGCUCAUAUCUCGACAUCCAUUCCCACCCCCCGCUUAUUUAAAUAGCUACCAAACUACUUCUUUUUUAAUAAAAAAAUAAAGAUUUUAUUAGGU